UAUGAGUUGUAUAACAUUAAGGCUAGUGGAGUGAAAGGUAAGCCCACAUCUCCAUUCCAUUUCUUACCUGGAGCUCCUCAGUUCUUUGCAACCUAGAGCUGUGAAUUGGGGUCUUGUAACAAAGGGAGUAACUGGAAUGGUAGAGAUUAAGAUGUUAACUGAUUAUGCAAGUGAAGAGCCUAAUUUCUGCGAAUGGAUGCAAGAGGAUAAAGAACUGUCUACUCAUGGCCAUUAUCUUUACUACGAGAUUGGAGAAAUUGAUAAAGAGCUUUAUUUGGUCAGGGGAUAUCACUCAAAGGAAGCUGGUAGUUGUUAGUUGGAAGAACGUGUGCAAGCCUUUUAAUCAUGGUGGUUGUGGCCACAGGUCUUUAUUUACUCUCAAUGAAGCCUCAAAUUUAAAGCUUUGUUAGGACAUGUUACAUUCACAGGAACAUUGGGCUAUAUUACUGAGAAGCUGGGUCUGUAGAGAUAAACAAUGCAUCAAUCACCACAUUUUUUCAUCCUUAUGGAGUAGCUUCAAGUCGGAGUUCUAGCUUUUUACUAUAAAUUUCUGGAAUGACAGAUGGUGUGAUAAACAAUCUUUGGCUCAAACAUUACACAUACCUGUCAAUCUUCAUCAGUUUCUUUCUGCUACUGUUGCAGACUUUAUUCAUAGCACCAUUGGCAUAUUCCUUUUGAUCUGGAAGUUAUGUUCCCUAAUCUCAGACACAUUAUUGAUAGGGUUUCAAUCCCAAUGGAGCAUAAGCCUGAUGUAUUCCCCAAACACUUCUUUCCCUCUCAUCGCAUCUCAGUUUUCCUUCCUCUCUCUCAAAUCACAACCAAACACUCAUUUUCCCUCUCUUUUCUCUCCGAUCAAAAUGGCACGUACAAAACAAACCGCUCGCAAAUCCACCGGAGGAAAAGCACCAAGGAAACAACUAGCAACAAAAGCUGCACGGAAAUCUGCUCCGGGGACCGGAGGAGUGAAGAAACCUCACAGAUUUCGUCCAGGAACAGUUGCUUUAAGAGAGAUCAGAAAGUAUCAAAAGAGCACAGAGCUUCUCAUUAGGAAACUUCCAUUCCAAAGAUUGGUCAGAGAAAUCGCUCAGGAUUUCAAAACUGAUCUACGAUUCCAAAGUAGUGUUGUUUCUGCUCUUCAAGAAGCUGUUGAAGCUUAUCUUGUUGGUUUGUUUGAAGAUACUAAUCUUAGUUCUAUUCAUGCUAAGAGAGUUACUAUUAUGCCUAAGGAUAUUCAACUUGCUCGUAGGAUUAGAGGCGAGAGGGCUUAGAUUUGAUUUGUUAGGGUUUGGUUCUUGAUUAGAUUUC
Trifolium pratense (red clover) is the source of this 1305-nucleotide messenger RNA. Its product is annotated as histone H3.2-like. The transcript is spliced from 2 exons. Gene Ontology annotation, cellular component: nucleosome. NCBI's taxonomy places the organism in Eukaryota, Viridiplantae, Streptophyta, Magnoliopsida, Fabales, Fabaceae. The record is from RefSeq and is a predicted model, not a curated record. Gene Ontology annotation, molecular function: protein heterodimerization activity; DNA binding; structural constituent of chromatin. Bases 750 to 1268 code for a protein of 172 amino acids.